UUUUUUUUCAGUUUUUCUGAAGGUUAUGCUUGGUGUGUUGAAUGUAAUUGAAUUAUUACGUCAAGGACAUUUAGACCAAGCAAUUGAAGAUUUAUUGGCUUUUAAUAGUAAAACAGAUGGAAAAAUAGCAAGUGCAGCUAGUAAUAAUUUGGCUUUAAUUAAUCUUUUGAAAGGAGAAGAUAAAUUAGAAGAUGCAUUACAAUAUUGUGAACAAGCAUUGAGUUUAGAUCGUAAUUCUGGUUUAGUUUGUCGUUUACUUGGGCAAUUAGAUGAAGCAAAAAGAAAUUUUUUUAAAUUAAAUGAUAUGUUGGCACAUGAACCUCAAGUACUUAUUCAAUUGGCAGAAAUAUAUAAUCAACAAGGAGAACAUUCACAAGCAAUAGAAUUAUUUACUCAAGCAAGUACUCUAGCCCCUACAGACCCUUCAAUAUUAGAAAGAUUAGCAUCUAUUUACGAGAAUUUUGGUGAUAAUUCAACAGCUUUUCAAUAUUUUCGUGAUAGUUUUCACCAUUUUCCUUCAAAUAUUUCAUUAAUUAAAUGGCUUGGAAAUUAUUAUAUGUCUGCACAUUUCUCAGAAAAGGCUGUUUUAUAUUUUGAAAAAGCUGCUUUAAUGGAACCUAAUAAUCCGGAAUGGCCAAUGUUGACUGCCGGGUGUCAAAGACGUUCAGGAAAUUUUCAACGAGCAUUGGAAAUAUACAAACAAGUACAUAGAAGAUUUCCUGAAAAUGUUGAAUGUUUAAAAUUUCUUGUACAACUAAGCAAAGAAUUACGAUUAACAGUGGAAGAGCGUGAUUAUACAGAAAAAUUGGGAAGAAUUGAAAAAAUAGGACAAUUAAAAGCACAAAGAGAAUCUGGAGGACAAAGGCAAUUAUCAGCAAAUAAUGAAAGAAAAAAUAUUUUUGAUAUUUCAACUCCAACAUCUCAACAAAAUAGUCAAAGAAAUAGUGGAAGAGGAGCGACAACAAAUUCUGAAAGAGCUUCACAAAUUUUACAACAAGUUGGGGGAAGUAAUCAAAAUUAUCAAGCUACAAAAAGGGAUAUUAGUAAAUAUUUAAAAAGAAAUUUUUUAGUAAUUUUUUUAAUUAAAAAAUAG
Messenger RNA from Meloidogyne enterolobii, 1093 nucleotides. The record is from the annotation of a GenBank genome assembly. Lineage: Eukaryota; Metazoa; Nematoda; Chromadorea; Rhabditida; Meloidogynidae.